AGCUCAUUGGCUGGAACAGACACGCAUGCACAGAAAAACACACACCGUCCAGCAACAGAUAGCUCAGUGAAGUGAUUGAGACUACAACAGUUCAUGGUUAGCAACUGACAAACAGAGAGGACUUCAUUGUGACUGUGGGAGGUAGCUGACCACAAAAAUGUCUGACAGACUGAUUGAGUUGGAGGAGAAUGCAACCCACACUGGUCCAAAAGGAGUCAUCAAUGACUGGAGAAGGUUUAAGUUAGAAAGUAUGGACCGGGAAAACUUACCACCUGCAAAAAGAGAACUUCUAAGACAAAUGUCAUCCCCCAAUAAAUCAAAAGAAGACUCCAGAGCGAACCUUAACCGCAAGAUGAGUGUCCAAGAGUAUGAACUGCUUAAGGAGGAGGAUGAAGGAUGUUUAAAGCAGUACAGAAGGCGUUGCAUGGAAGAAAUGCACAACAAGCUCAGCUUUGGGCCCAAGUUUGAAGGUGUACAUGACCUGGACAGUGGAGAGGCCUUUCUCGAAGUCAUUGAGAAGGAGCAUCACAGCACAGUGGUGGUCGUCCACAUCUAUAAAGUUGGGAUCAAAGGCUGUGAGCAGCUUAACAGCUGCCUCGACUGCCUGGCCACAGAGUACCCCACUGUAAAGUUCUGCAGGAUUGAUGCCGUUGCAUCUGGUGCUGCUGAGCGUUUCUCGGAUGAAUACUUACCAACGCUGCUGGUGUAUAAAGCUGGUGAGCUGCUGGGGAACUUCCUGUCCUGCACACAGCAUCUAAAUGAGGAGUUCUUUGCUACUGAUGUGGAGGCCUUCCUCAAUAGCUAUGGCCUGUUGCCAGAGAAAGAGCUGCCAAGCAUGGAUGAUGAAGAAGAAAAUGACGUAGAGUAAACAGAGUUUAGUGUCUGGAAAAGAACAGAAGGUAAUUCAGACGGCUGGAAAGAAGAUCUAAAAGAAACGAUUCAUAAAUAAGAUAUGUCAAGUUAUGCUUUUGGGCUUUACCAAAUAGGAAAAUGCCCCUGUAGAACAAUAGUGUUGGAGUGUUUUUCAACAGAGAAAUUUUACAUCCAGAUGAUGAGGAAACUUCUGUAUUCCUGAUAUGAGAGCUACUGAAUCAGUGAGUUACAGCAAAGUGAGGAGGCAGCUUUCCUCACCGGUAACCUGACAAAAGCCAAAGCAAACUAACUGCAACUAUAUUUGCAAUGUUUUAUUUUGUAUUGUUAGGAAAUCUUACUUGUUGUAUCUACUUGUAAAAUUAUUCAUUCAUAGGUUUUUUUGUAGCGUUUGAGUUUGUAUGUAUACAACGUAUUUAUAAAAUAAAUCAGGAGUCAUACAAAGUGACAUCCACAGAGUUAAUAUGAUGUUAUACAAAUGUAUAUAGAAUAUUUCCAUGGUGUUGUACUAAUGUGAAAAAUAUUAUGAUAAACGAAAAGAAGAUAUAAGUUCAACCUCAGCUCAUACAUAUAACUCAAUAUGGAAAAAUUUGUCUUCCAGCAAAGUGAGUCUUGUGUUGCAAAAAAAAAACAAAAAACUUUAUUUUCAUGAAAAUAAAAAGUGAACAGAGGAA
Messenger RNA from Melanotaenia boesemani (Boeseman's rainbowfish), 1544 nucleotides. It is a transcript of the gene pdcb, whose product is annotated as phosducin b. Gene Ontology annotation, biological process: regulation of G protein-coupled receptor signaling pathway. The record is from RefSeq and is a predicted model, not a curated record. The coding region runs from base 158 to 868 and encodes 236 amino acids. The transcript is spliced from 4 exons. Lineage: Eukaryota; Metazoa; Chordata; Actinopteri; Atheriniformes; Melanotaeniidae.